This is a messenger RNA of Beta vulgaris subsp. vulgaris (sugar beet), 6297 nucleotides long. Its product is annotated as callose synthase 5. Gene Ontology annotation, biological process: (1->3)-beta-D-glucan biosynthetic process. The transcript has 29 exons. Gene Ontology annotation, cellular component: plasma membrane; 1,3-beta-D-glucan synthase complex. NCBI's taxonomy places the organism in Eukaryota, Viridiplantae, Streptophyta, Magnoliopsida, Caryophyllales, Amaranthaceae. The record is from RefSeq and is a predicted model, not a curated record. The coding region runs from base 1761 to 5870 and encodes 1369 amino acids. Gene Ontology annotation, molecular function: 1,3-beta-D-glucan synthase activity.
AUCGUUUGUGGACAUUCUAUAUACUAACUCUACAGGCAAUGGUGAUCAUUGCGUGGAGUGAAGCCCCACUAUUAUCUAUUUUCAAGAAAGACGUCUUAUAUCCUGUUUCAAGUAUUUUUAUCACUGCAGCUUUUCUUCGCUUGCUUCAAAGUAUGUCACUCUCAGAUGGACUCUAAAAUGCAUUAGACAGUAAUUUGCAUGUGUUCAUGAUGUCUUAGGGAGUAUUUAAGUGCCACAUGUAGAAUUUAUAGGAGACAUUUUAACAUUUGAGCAUAAUAAUUUCUUUUCUCCUGCGUAAACUAUUUUCUGUCAUUAAGUAUUUAGAUUUCAAAAUAACGUGUUAAUAUCUCUUUGUUUCAACAUCUCUUCCAAUAGCACUUGUUUGUUUUAGAAAUGUAGAGCUGUAAAUUUAUUAAUUUUUCUAUGUUUGUCUACAUUGUGAGAGAAUAUGAAAAUGGAAAUAUGUGGAAAUCUUUUAGUUGUAUCUGGUUUAUUUAGUUUCCUACAGAUGGAAAAUUCUAGAGUCAGAGGCAAUAUAUAUAUUAGCAUCUCUAUUCCGCUUUUAGUAACUUAGCAAAGGUUAGUCGUGUUAAUUACUUACUUUUCAAUAGAAGUAUUGAACAAUUAAACAAUUGAAAAAUUAUAUAUUUCUCAAUUUCCCCCAAGUUUACCUUUCUGUGUAUAUCUACCCUAAAAUGAUUUCCAAAUGUGGACAGAGCAUGAAAAUUAGCCUGCUUCUUAACAAACGAUUAGACAAAUCUAGAUAAAAAGUGUUGAGAUCUAAAAUAAAUAACUAUAAGAAAAUGAAACGUGUAUGUAAUAUGUUGCAUCUUCUAGAUAUAUGUAACUAUUUGGUUUGAAUGUGAAAUUAACCUAAGUUAUCCACAAUGAUAAGCGAUUAGCCAACCCAUGUCUCAAAGAUAAUAUGUGAGACUCUCCCAACGUGUUCGGUAAGCGGUCAUAAGUGAUGUUAAUGGUAAUGUAUUUUUGUGUAAAUUAUUUAGGGACUCCCAUGUUAAUAUUCAUGGUAAUGCUACUACACCCCUAAACAUCUCAUUCUUCACAAAAUUUCAUUAGCAUCCAUUACCACUUGGAAAGGUAGUAUUUAACUGUAAUGGAAAUUUAUAAAUAAAAUAUAUGUUUGAGGAUGAUGUUUCAUUACAAUGGAUAUUGACAUGAUAGCUCUCUUAUUGAAUUACAAUAAAUCAUCACCAUUACCACCAUUUAUUACCGACUAUCAAGUUAAUCGUUGAAGAUUAGUCAUGCAAAGUUAAUCAUAUCUUUUCUGAACCGUUCUUUAGCUUUUUUUUUUGCUUUUUGUAACGUACCUUGAGCAGUUCUCUGAAUAUGAUAAAAAAAACAGAAAGAUGAAUUUGCACAUAUUUCCUAUAAAGAUCUGCUAUCUGUCCGAUAUACUUAUAUCCACAGCAGAUUUUUUCUAAAUUCAAUAUUUCAUAUCAGCUUUUAAAGCCUUUUCCUGUGCAUUUUUCUGAUGAAUAAAGAUAACAUGCAUUUGUCUUAUGUGCUUUAUUCUGUCAUGAUGAAAUUAGCAUUUACUUGAUACGCGUUACCAUCUGGCCCAAUGCUUCAGAAAUCAUAUGUAGAAUUGUAGAUAUAAAUACUUCUAUGAUUCUGCAAAUAUUGUUUUAGGGUUGCUGUAUUAAGUAAGGUUGGUGCUUUCGAUCUGGUUGUCAGCAGAAUUUUCCCCCCUAUCUGUUUUAUGUGUUGUAGGUGUUCUGGAUGCUGUCAUCAACUUCCCGAUGAAGCGCAAGUGGAUGUUCCUGGAUGUGAUGAGAAGUAUAUUGAAGAUAGUUGUUAGUCUUGCAUGGGCCAUAGUUCUUCCACUCUUUUAUGUACAUUCCUUCAAUGUAGCACCUCAGAAAAUCCGAGAUCUUCUAUCGUUUCUCGGGCAAUUGAAGGCGGUUCCUGCUCUGUAUAUCAUGGUGGUAGCAUUAUAUUGUCUUCCAAACAUACUCUCUGCAGCACUGUUCCUUUUCCCAAUGCUUCGACGUUUUAUUGAAAACUCUGAUUGGCUCAUUGUACGGCUACUGUUGUGGUGGUCACAGCCUAGAAUUUAUGUAGGGAGAGGAAUGCAUGAAAGCCAAUUUUCUCUCAUAAAGUAUACGCUGUUUUGGCUUCUUCUCCUGGCAUCAAAGAUUGCAUUCAGCUAUUUCAUCAUGAUAAGACCCUUGGUGAAGCCAACAAAGGACAUCAUGGACAUCAAUAAAGUUGAUUAUCAAUGGCAUGAAUUUUUUCCCCAUGCAAAACACAAUUAUGGUGCAGUUGCCUCGCUCUGGGCUCCAGUUAUCAUGGUUUAUUUCAUGGAUACUCAAGUUUGGUACUCUAUAUAUUCCACAAUUUAUGGUGGUUUUAUAGGAGCAUUUGACCGUCUAGGAGAGAUAAGAACUCUUAGCAUGCUAAGGACAAGAUUCCAGGCACUACCUGGUGCUUUCAAUGACUGUUUAGUGCCUUCUGAUAAGUCACGCAAACGAGGUUUCUCUUUAUCAAAGCGAUUUGCUGAGGCUAAUGCAAGCAAGAGAAUUGAAGCAGCUAGAUUUGCUCAGCUUUGGAAUGAGAUUAUAUGUUCUUUCCGGGAAGAAGAUCUUGUUAAUGACAGGGAGAUGGAUCUGCUGCUCGUGCCAUAUUCCUCAGAUCCUAGUUUGAAAAUAAUUCAAUGGCCACCUUUUUUGCUUGCAAGCAAGAUUCCAAUAGCAUUGGAUAUGGCUGUUCAAUUUCGACCAAAGGACUCUGACCUUUGGAAAAGAAUUUCUGCUGAUGAAUACAUGAAAUGUGCGGUGAUUGAAUGCUAUGAAUCCUUUAAGCAAGUUUUGAACAUUCUUGUUUCAGGAGAAAAUGAGAAAAGGAUAAUUUCUCUAAUUAUAAGAGAAGUAGAGGCAAACAUUUCGAAGAAUACACUUCUUACAAAUUUUAGAAUGAGCGCUUUGCCCACCCUCUGCAAAAAAUUUGUAGAGCUUGUGGGAUAUUUGAGAGAUGGAGAUUCUUCGAAACGGGACAGUGUGGUAUUACUACUGCUAGACAUGCUAGAAGUUGUUACUUGUGACAUGAUGGUGAAUGAAAUUCGCGAGUUGACCGAACUUGGGAAUAGCGGAAAGGACGGAAAUCGACUUUUCGAGCAUAUAGUAUUUCCGCCUAAGAUUACACCACAAUGGGAAGAACAGAUACGACGCCUCUAUUUACUUUUGACUGUGAAGGAAUCUGCCAUUGAUGUGCCCACAAACCUUGAAGCACGAAGAAGAAUUGCAUUUUUCACAAACUCAUUGUUCAUGGAUAUGCCGCGAGCUCCUAAAGUUCGUAAGAUGCUUUCAUUUAGUGUUCUGACUCCUUACUACAGUGAGGAGACAGUAUACUCUAGAAAUGACCUUGAAAUGGAAAAUGAAGAUGGUAUAUCCAUCAUAUACUACUUGCAGAAGAUCUUUCCAGAUGAAUGGAACAAUUUUAUGGAGAGAGUCAAUUGCAAGAAAGAGGCCGAGGUUUGGGAAAAUGAGGAGAACAUUCUACACCUUCGGUAUUGGGUUUCACUCAGAGGGCAGACUCUUUGCAGAACAGUUCGAGGGAUGAUGUACUACCGAAGGGCUUUGAAACUCCAGGCUUUUCUUGACAUGGCUGAUGAAGAGGAGAUCUUGCAAGGCUAUAAGGCGGUUACAGAACCAAUGGAGGAGGAGAAGAAAAGUCAGAGAUCCCUUUAUGCACAAUUAGAAGCUGUUGCUGACAUGAAAUUCACAUAUGUUGCUACAUGUCAGAACUAUGGUAAUCAGAAAAGGAGUGGAGAUCGCCGUGCAACGGAUAUUUUAAAUUUGAUGGUGAAUCACCCAUCCUUGCGUGUGGCAUAUGUGGAUGAAGUUGAAGAAAGAGAAGGUAGUCAAAAGUCGCAAAAGGUAUAUUAUUCCGUACUGGUGAAAGCUGUUAAAAAUCUUGAUCAGGAAAUAUACCGUAUAAAGUUGCCUGGACCAGCAAAGAUAGGGGAAGGGAAGCCUGAAAACCAAAACCACGCCAUAGUUUUUACCAGAGGAGAAGCCCUUCAGGCCAUAGAUAUGAACCAGGAUAAUUACUUAGAAGAAGCUCUGAAAAUGCGUAACCUCCUUGAAGAAUUCAAUGAAGAUCAUGGAGUGCGUCCACCUACCAUUUUAGGUGUUCGUGAGCAUAUCUUCACGGGAAGUGUAUCUUCCUUGGCUUGGUUUAUGUCUAAUCAGGAGACCAGCUUUGUUACCAUUGGACAAAGAGUUCUCGCAAGACCAUUAAAGGUCCGGUUCCACUAUGGCCAUCCAGAUGUCUUUGAUAGGAUCUUUCACAUUACCCGUGGUGGAAUGAGCAAAGCUUCUCGUGGUAUCAAUUUGAGUGAGGACAUUUUUGCUGGAUUCAACUCAACAUUAAGGCGUGGUAAUGUUACUCACCAUGAGUAUAUACAAGUGGGAAAGGGACGAGAUGUUGGGCUCAACCAAAUCUCAUUGUUUGAAGCAAAAGUAGCCUGUGGUAAUGGGGAGCAGACACUCAGUCGAGAUGUGUACCGGUUAGGUCAUCGUUUUGACUUUUUUCGCAUGCUCUCCUGUUACUUCACGACAAUUGGAUUCUAUGUCAGUUCCAUGAUGGUUGUCCUUACUGCGUAUGCUUAUUUAUAUGGAAGGCUUUAUCUAUCUUUGAGUGGCUUGGAGCAGUCAAUCAUUAGGUUUGCUAGGGCCAAGGGAGAAACUGCCUUGAAGGCAGCCAUGGCUUCAGAGUCUGUUGUCCAACUUGGACUCCUAAUGGCUUUGCCCAUGAUCAUGGAGAUAGGAUUGGAGAGAGGAUUUACAACUGCAUUGGGUGAAAUGAUCAUCAUGCAAUUGCAGCUAGCAUCUGUUUUCUUCACUUUCUCUCUUGGGACAAAAGUUCAUUAUUAUGGGCGUACCAUCUUGCAUGGUGGAGCCAAGUACAGAGCCACUGGACGUGGUUUUGUUGUCCGCCACGAGAAAUUUGCUGAAAAUUAUAGAAUGUAUUCAAGAAGUCAUUUUACAAAAGGGCUAGAGCUUAUGAUGUUGCUUAUAGCUUAUCAUUUGUAUGGGUCAGCGGUGUUUGGUUCCACAGCCUAUAUACUCGUGACUGGCUCCAUGUGGUUCUUGGUCAUAUCUUGGUUAUUUGCUCCCUUCAUAUUCAAUCCUUCAGGUUUUGAGUGGCAGAAGAUUGUAGAUGACUGGGAUGAUUGGACAAAAUGGAUUAGUAGUCAUGGUGGUAUUGGUGUACCAGCAACCAAGAGCUGGGAGUCAUGGUGGGCUGAAGAGCAAGAGCACUUGCAAUACACAGGAUUCACUGGACGGUUCUGGGAGAUUGUUCUCUCUCUCCGAUUCUUUCUAUAUCAGUAUGGAGUAGUGUAUCAUCUGCAUGUAGCCAAUGAAGACACAAGCAUCAUGGUUUAUGGCCUGUCAUGGCUUGUGAUUGUUGCUGUGGUUAUCAUUCUAAAGAUUGUAUCCAUGGGUAAAAAGAAGUUUAGUGCAGAUUAUCAGUUGAUGUUCAGACUUCUGAAACUUUUCCUUUUCAUUGGCUUUAUAGUCGCGCUAGUAGUCUUCUUCUUAUUCUUAAAUCUGACAGUUGGAGACAUAUUUGUUAGCUUGCUGGCCUUCAUGCCUACUGGAUGGGCUCUUUUAUCAAUAUCAAUAGCAUGUAGGCCGGUGGUGAAAGGCAUGGGAAUGUGGAGUUCAGUCAAAGCCUUAGCAAGAGGCUAUGAGUACAUCAUGGGGAUUCUAAUUUUCACUCCAGUAGCAGUGCUAGCUUGGUUCCCAUUCAUCUCCGAGUUCCAGACGAGGCUGCUGUUCAACCAAGCUUUUAGCCGAGGGCUGCAGAUCCAACGUAUAUUGGCUGGUGGAAAGAAGCAGAAAUAAACACUCAUCUAUGAAGCGAUCACUCUGUAAUUCUUGCUGAAAAAAAAAAAGAUUUUUCCUGCAGGAAGACAUGAUAUAUCUGGUGUUUAUCAUGCUAGUAUAUAUUGGCAAUUGGGGGAUGCCGAUGUUCAGCACUUUUCAGAAAAUACCUAUCGGCACCGAGAUCUCGGCCAGAGGCUCCACUUUCUAAUUGAUGCCCCCAAGCCGGAAAAUUUGUUCCUCAAACUUGCUUGAGCUCAUCAAGAUCUUCAAUUCAUUCUUACUUUUGUCUAUCAGCUCAUGACUUAUGCUCUUCUUUUUUUCUCACCCAUGUAUAUAUGAGCUUGGAUUCAGAUUAGUUUUCAUUAUUCUUCCAGCUGUAUUCUUUGUUGGUGCAAGACUAUCACAUCUUUUGGGUCAUUAUAGGAUUAUUUUCAAAUUAAGGUUC